AUUUCCCUUAUUAAGCUUUAUGCUUAUGCUUUGCUUAUAUCAAAUGCUGAUGAUUUACACGAUGGCAGCUUUUUAGGGAGAAAGCUUUGAUAGUAUUGUGUCACAAGCGUGCUGGAGCUCGAUCAACCAUCAAAAACGUCCAGAUGUAUAUCUGUUCUAUCUUCGUUAGCUACAUAGAUGCUGGAAAGCUUGCUAGGAUCUGAAUAUACCGUAAAUCCUCAAAAAAAGCCCCCACCCUCGAAUAAGCCUCCUUUGGCUGAGGUAUUGCCCUGACAGCGACAGCUUUAUCUCAAUAUACCUGCAAUUUUAAGCAUAAGGACCAGCCCCAAAAAGAGGAGGAACAUUUGCCCUGGUAAUACUUUUGGCUACUGCUAACAAGCCUCUACCCUGGGUACCAGACUCACUCUUUAUAAACAAGAGAAAGUUUGGUUCAGUGCGCCCCUCUUCACGUUCUGGUGUGCCGAUAUUAACCAAUCAGGAGCAAGUGUACAGAUUUCUGAACGUUCAAUAGUCUAGGCGAAAAAAUAAACGUAGCUCUGUUGUAAAACGCUGAACAGAUCACAACAUAUGUUAAUGCUGGCGACCGUAUCGAUUGAAUUUGAAGACGCUUUUAAAAUUGUAGUCAGUGAAUAUUUUCCGCACUUAACACAGAACAGCUUUGAAAGCAUGUUCACCGAUGCGAGGUCCGGGUGCACUUACCCUGGGUACCAGACUUACUAUAUAGAAUAAUGGUAUCAGACUCUCUAUCUUAUUUUAUAUAUAGUGAGUCUGAUACCCAGGGUAGGGCGCACUGAACCAGACUAUCUUAUUCUAUAUAAAAUGAGUCUGGUACCCAGGGUAAUAAGUGCCCCCGGGGGAGCUUAUUUGAGAACUAAAGACAUUUUAGAGCUAAAAUGAUAAGAAGGGGUCAAAGCAUUAGGCAUGCCCCUGGACAUUGACUGUGAAACAACCUGAAAGCAAAGGGGCUAAGUUGGGGGCUUUUCCUUUAGAACGCCGGAAAUUGCUCCCUUUCUAUCACCUUGCUUCCCUAAAUUCUUAUCUAUGAAUAGUUCGGUUCACAGAAGCUUACAAUCCGUCAAAUUUGAGCGACUGACCUGUUGUCGUAGUACCUUCGUGAGUACCUAAUUGUAAACCACCUCCCUAGAGCACAAUUCCCAGUGAUUGUACUUGUCUCACCCCAAUAAUUUAAGAACCAAUUAAGAACAAUUCAGCCCAAAAUUUUAAAAAAAUAAACAGCCAGCCUGAACUUCAAUUUACAGGUUCUUCUAAAAAAGAGUGUAUGCCUGUUUGGGAUACGAGCCAACAUACAUUUUCGAAUCAUGUACACAAACAUCACAAAUAUAACAAGACAAAUCAGAAAUUUAUCACUUGAAUAAAUAGUCUAACCUGCUAUUGUUAAAUUUGAGGGGUUUAGCCCCUGUUAGCCCGGUGCUGCCCCUGGCCCAGGCUCGUCUCUCGGUGGCCCUGCCUCGUAGUGACGUAACUAGGCUGGUUGUAUAAAGGGAGGCAGUGACCUGCAAAUGACAUUGUCUAAUACAAAUGCCUUUCUUUUCUUUACAAUGCUCAGCUCUCCAUACCUGCCGAGUCAUGUGCGUGACUAUCACUGACAAAAUAGUUGCAUGUCAUAGACCUCAUGGCUGUUUGUAAAUAAGAUCAGUCUUUUUCAAAGUUAUCGGCAUCCAGAGACUUUUCCUUCAAGAAAAUGGUUGGCAACGACGCAGAACGAACGCAAAGCAGAAGAAAAGUACUUUUUCAGUGCAUUCUGUGUGCCUCGGCAUUUCUGGUCCAGUUUACAGCGUUUGGAUUUUACCGUGUUUUCGCAUCUAUUUAUGUGUCGAUGCAAGAAAAGUUUACAGAAAGCAACGCGCUGAUAGCUUGGACUGGCUCGAUGUCAUUAUCAAUGAUGUUCUCAUUGACGCCGAUUACAUUCAAAGUAUUUAACCUCGUUGGUUAUAGAAUCUCAUUGCUUCUUGGAGGAACAUUAAUUGGCCUUUCUCUUAUAUUGACUUCUUUCGCAUCCAGUAUUUACGUAAUUUACUUGACACUUGGACUUAUGUUUGCGAUAGGACAAAGUUUGUGUUAUUUUGCUCCAUUGCUUAUUUUGCCCCUCUAUUUCAAAAAGAACUUAUCACUGGCCCACGGAAUAGUGCUGUGCGGAAGCAGCCUCGGAGGCCUCGCUCAGGCUCCAAGUCUCGGUUUCAUCUUGCAAAAGUAUGGAUUCAGCAAAGGAAUGCUCUUUUCUAGCGUGAUCUCAUUGGUUGCUAUAUCAGUAUCCGUGUUAUUUAAGAGGCCUGAGGAGAGUUUUAGGCCUAAUCCUUUGAAGUGCAGGAAGGAGAGAAGGAAAGAAAUAACGAUCAAGACUGAAAGAGAGGGAAUACCUCUCCUAAGAAACUAUGCUUACAUCAUGUAUACUAUUGCUUCUAUGCUGAUCAAUUUUGGGGUUUUUAUUCCCUUUGUGCACUUGGUGCGUCUAGCGAUGGAUGCAAGGAUUUCGUACUCAAUUGCGGUAUUUCUACCAGGAAUAAUCUCGUUUGGGGAAGCUUUUGGUAAGGUAGGCUUCGGCAAGCUUGCAUCUCUUCCAAAAGGCAACAAACUCUCUCUGUGCAAAUAUGCUGCAAUCAGCAUUGGGGUACUUACGACGCUGGUACCAAUACUAACCUCCUUUAUUGGCCUUGCUGCGUAUUCCUUUCUGUAUGGUGUUGCUGAUGGUGGUUUUUUGGCAUCUACUAUGCUUGUCGUCAGAGAUUUGAUAUCAGAGAAGCAAUUCCAUAGAGGAUACAGUGCAUACCUUAUAUGCAAUUGCUUGGCACUCCUUGCUGGUCCACCGUUUGUAGGAUAUUUGCAGACAGUUACAGGAACCUAUUCCCUCGCAUUUUUCUUUACUGGUGGCAUUGCUGCUUUGGGAGGUUUCUCCAUGUUUUCUGUGCAAUAUUUUCAUUCGAAAAACAAAAUGGCUGUUUAUCUAAACUCUUUGCGAAAAGGCUGUGGCACCCAGCAAAGCAAGAAGAUUUUCAGUUUCAUGGAGAAUCAUUCCAAACCAGAUCAUUCAAAGAAAGAGAAGAAGUUUUCAGUGGUUUCAAUAGGUUGUAAUUCUUAUAUUUCAUUGGUGAAGUUAAGUGAUACAGCAAGCUAUGUUGAUGAUUCUGUUACGCUGGAAAGAUGUGAAAGAAUUUUGACUCAGUCCUCAGUGUCUUCAGAUGAGUCAAAUAAUGAGCUAACUGGAGCAAAUGAUUUGAAACAUAUCCAUGUUGAAAAUAGUCAGAUUAUUGAAAGGCAUGAACACACAUUUAGCUAAAUCUGUAGCACUGGGAUAGUAACCGACUCGAGAAUUCUAUAACAGACAGAUGUAUUCAUCGUUAGCUCAUUUUGAAGUUAAAUUUUAUUAAAGGUUAUGGAGCCAUAGUUCGGGCAUUUCUUUUGCGAACGUCAGAGAGGCAAAAUAAUGCUACCUUUUUAAAAUAUUUUAUUGACAAAUGUAUACUGAUAGAAAUGUAUGUAUGAAACAAAAAGAGAGUGUAUGUAUGAAACAAAGAUAGAGAGAGAGAGAGAGAGGGAGAGAGAGAAAGAGAGAGAGAAAGAGAGAGAGAGGGGGGGAGAGAUCAGCAAACGAAGACACAGUUUACCUUUCAAUUCGCAACACCCGAACACACUUCUCACAUCAAUUCAAUUCAACUAUGACAUUUAUCGAGGAGUCACACCUUAUUGUUUUUACGGUGGUAAUGUAUGGGGCCCACAGAACAGCUACAAUACAAAAUUAAUUUGAAGUGUUGGGAUGGGAGGCAAAGAACCUUGGUUAUCUAGUUGUCUCUCACACUGCAACCCUAAAUUACACUGACAGUUACAUCCAACAAAAAAUAAUACAUUACGCAUAAAAUAAAUGAUUACUGGAUAUUAAAAAUGUGUUCAGGGCAAUUAAUGGUGAUAUCUUUAUCUAAACCGAUUUAUAUUUUCAUAUACCUGACAGUGAAUUCCAAAAUCAUUUUGUUGGCUAUUGAGUUGUACGUCUACUACCACAAAGUAUUCGCAUAGAUGAUCAUCAGAUGAUUUAGUUAUAUCAUUGCUUACAAUUUUCUAGAGUUCUUCAAGUAGGUUCUUCAAAGAAAAGUUCUUCUAAGAAAAGUUCUUCUAAGAAAAGUUCUUCUAAGAAAAGUUCUUUUAAGAAAAGUUCUUCUAAGAUGCAAAUGUGACCGGCAACGCAGAAGGAAAUGAGUGAUUGAUUCGACUUCCAUCUUUGCAUCUGCAUAUUGCGCUAUGGCCAGUGGCGUGGCGUGACUAUUUUAUCUGGGUAUUCUUUAAUAAACAAAAGGGUGGGGCAGGGUGUGGCUCGGUGGGGCUUGGUGAAACAAGAGGAUAAUAGGAAGAUUAAAAGGACUAGUUCUUGACAUUUUGUGUAAUUUUCUUUUUGGUUCGGUUGGCAAAUACUGCACUGUCAGGGCAUUACUAUGAUGAAAAUGAUACUGUUUGCUAAAGAACCCAACACAAAUACACUCUUCGAACUUAUUCAUUGCAUCAAGUUAUCACUGAAAAGAAGUGGUUGAUUCGACUUCCACGUUGCAUCUGCACAUUGGGUUAUGGCAGGCAAAGCUCUUUACAGAUCUAUGCUCGUUGAAAUCACUAAACCUAAUGCGAAGCCAAGUUAUCAGUGCGGAUUGAAUUGUCAAUUCGCUUUUCAAGAAGUAAGCCUAGUUUUAGAAAAGCUGAUUAGAGAGCAAAAAUGCUUUUAAAUGCAUUAGUUGACCACACCAGUGAAAAGUUCUGAUAAGUUGGUAAAAUAUAUUUUCGCAUUCAACUUCCUCCUUCAUCCCAUACCUUAUCCUAUGAAUGGUAGAUUAUAUCUUACAACUAUCUCUAUUUCAAUUUUACAGGUGAAACUUCCCUUGUUUCUUAUAUUUAUUCCUGUAACAAUCGUCAUGAGUGAAUUAGCAGCAAAGUUAGUUUCAAAGUUUGUUGUGGCCCAAUUUUAACUAUUUUUCAAGCAGUUAGCUGCAGGAACAACCUUUAAACACUCCAAUUAGUUUUUACACACCAAAAGAACCUUCAUAAGUGUAUCUAACUGCUUGUUCAGAAGCCUAAUCCCAACCUUAAAGAAUUGAAAGUUGUCAUGUCUAUUUUGUCGUUCUAUUCCUAACCUCGAUGCCUUUUUAUGCUAUAAAGAUAGCCAAAAACUACACUGAUUUCUUCUUAAAAACAAGAUAAUUUAGUUUAACUAUGAAAUAUAUUGUCAUAUUUUCACCGUCUGCUUGACACAAAGCAUUGGAACUUUAACAUGUUGAUAGCGUGUUUUGUUUACGAUAAACAUUUAGAUUGAAAUACCUUGAAAUAUUGAAUAGUGUUUUGUUUACGAUAAACAUUUAGAUUGAAAUACCUUGAAAUAUUGAAUAGUUUUUAAUUGUCUUACAUUUACAAUUCGUUUAAAAUAUAUGCAAGAGAAAAGUUGCAACCUUUUCCAUUCAAAAUCUAUUAUCUACCAAUCAAUACAGUUGUGAAUAGAUUUUUUAUUUUAAGACAAACAUUUGGGCGAUAGAUAUAAAAUUUAUUAUCAAGAAUUCUGCAGUACCAUAAAUCCUCGAUUAGCCCACUGAGUACGUUUAUUUAAUUUUGAUAUUUUUGAAUUCGGGCUUAUUCUAAGGGGGGGGCUUAUACAAGGAAGGUCUUAUAA
Rhopilema esculentum is the source of this 5659-nucleotide messenger RNA. RefSeq names its product monocarboxylate transporter 13. The record is from RefSeq and is a predicted model, not a curated record. Gene Ontology annotation, molecular function: transmembrane transporter activity. Gene Ontology annotation, biological process: transmembrane transport. NCBI's taxonomy places the organism in Eukaryota, Metazoa, Cnidaria, Scyphozoa, Rhizostomeae, Rhizostomatidae.